AUGAGUGAUUGCUCUACCCCUACUGAAACACCUUCAAGUGGGGAACAGGAGCCCACUAUGGUGUCUGUACCUGUAGUGGGCUCCAGCGCUUCUGAUAACAUGGCUACCUCUUGGAACAGCGGAGAAACCCUCGGCCUCCACGAAUCAUGCAACUUAUCUUCUCUGUGCAACAGCGGCUCCACCUCUCCUGCAAAUGCUGCCCAACUAACCAGUGCAAUAUGUUCCGCCGAAAUAGUCUCCCACGACAACUCGCCCUCCACCCCCUUCAUGCACUCUGGUAUCGUGCACGAUGCAGACUCGACCUCCGAAUCGCUGGAGGACAGAAUGAUGGAGGACGGAUCUCUGCAAACCACACUCUCGGUGCACGCAAUCGUUACUCAGGAAUCCAUGUCCGCCUCUCAGGAGUCGGAGAACAGCGAGGACCACCUCAGCGUCGUCGACAACAUCACGGCGCAGAACUUCCUGCAGGAGUCGGACCUGAUGAAUGCUGCCUCUUCCGCUCUGGGACACAAGAAGGAGGCCGAUGAAGAACUAGACAAAUCUGAUCUUCACCAUAAUUUACUUUCCUUGGAGCACCAGUCGGUGUCCAGCACUCAAGAUCAGAUCGAAAGCCUGCUUCAGGAACAGCAAGAUCUGGACGGACAGGUCUCGUCCAUCACGGAUUACCACCUCGACCACUCGCAGGCAUCGGAGUUGUCCGUGGGAAGCACUUCGCAGCUGGACAUAGGUGGCACACUUCCCGAGGGAGUGACGGCAGACGGUGUAUGCUUGUCUCCCUCCUCGAAUAGCAGCACUUCAUCUCUGGAUCUACCAGGUGGUGUGAGUAUAUCAUCUGGCAUUGGCCUUCCGCCUGUGUCUACGAUCAUCCGGUCGUCGGCAAAGGGAAGAUUUGACGUGUUUUGCAGGCCUUCAAACAUCAGCAUGAUCAUGGACAUCCCGCAGUUUUUGGGCAACAACAAUUCUUUCGAUGCCAUGACCUCCAUGAACAGCAUUCAGCGGCUGACCUCGAGUCCCUGCGACAGUCUCAGCAAUGUCUCCUUAGCUAGUCCAAUGGAAGUUUCCUCUUCCAGGCAUAACACUUGUACAGAUGUAGUAAUGGAAAGUGUAGAUGUUCCUCUCUCAUCUUCAUUAGUUUGUUCAUCCACCGCUAUCAGCCACUGUGCAUCCAUCGUGGAGAGUCGAUGCAUAAAAGCUAACACUGUGAUGUCUUCUCUGGGACCAGUCAUGCUCCAGAAGCAUGCGCUGUCUGAAAUGACGGACUCUCAGUUGGAAUCGGAAACCAACCUGAACUUGCCCAUCACAUCCACGAGUUCUAUUCCAAACUUCAUUAAUGUUCCUCUCAGAGAAAUCAUGCACAUUUCUACUUCUCCAUCUCAGGUAUCCCAACAUCUGUCUCCGAUGGCCAUCGAAGAGAUGCAGAAAGUGGCCGAGAUCAACGAACAUCUUCGCUCGGGUGUCGGCACGCCUUACACCCUGCAUUCGAGUGACGAGUCCAUCGCGAUGCUGUCCCCUCACUUCAGCGUCGCCGACGGCAUCCAGCACUCGGACAAUUACGUCGAUGUAGUCAGUCAGAGAUCUCAGCCCGCGUCCGUGUCGGCCAUCGAGACAAAUGUCAUCAUGUCGACCUCGAACAUCGACUCCUCACCAAAGUUUUCCGUGGCCGAAAUCAAGGCCAUCGAGCAGAGGCUGAGGACCGAACAUUCUCGGAGCGCCCGGAACGUCAAUCACGAAAUGGAGGGGGCUGCGUUGAAUUCCGAAGUUAUUAUUCCAGAUUGUAUAGAAACGAAUCAGAGCUCAGAUAUUAUUUAUUCUAAUGUACAGAAUGCACUGGAUGACGACGCAGAGACUAGAAAAAUUUUAAAAGCUCAUAAUAUUAUGAGGUCAACUAUUAUUGAAAAGAAUUUACUCCAGUCUCAAGUCAUUAAAAAUGAGUCUUCGGUCAUCACCAGCCCGGAAGGCACUCCUUCGAAUAACGCGGCAGGUGUCGGUGCAGCUCAAAGUAACAAUGGAGACAUAGUUACGAUAAAAACGAAUAAAAAAUUAGCUUUAUCUCACGGUCGACAGGAUUCGAUGCCGAACGUCAGUCCAUCGGCAGUGACGGCGAGCGUCAUCCAGCAACUUUUACGGGCGCAGUCCCCGCCCUCUAAGCUGCGGUCGACAUUACAGCAUAUUCCCAGAGGAGUCAUCACUUCGGUCAUGUCUUCGAAAGGAGACUCCAUGGAGCACCAGGAAAUACUCAUUUCCUCAUCACCUGCGGAAUCCAGUUCUGGGAAUAUGAAGAAGGAAAUGAGAGAAACAGACAUUUCAGUCACUGCAGCUAAUAUUUUGCAGAAUUCAAACCUAAUGGACACUUUGGAUAGUUCUAAAGACAAGUCCAUCACGGUGACCAUCGGCAUACCCGAGCAUUCGGUCAUCAGCAGGAGCAGCAAAUCUCCGUCUCCGCUCGGGGACAAAGAUGCCGGUUUACCCCACUUGAACUCCACUGUCCUCCCUUCGCUGUUUUCAAACCUUUCUGCUAGUGCCCUCGCUUCCUUACAAUCGAGUCUGUCUUCUGCUCUUCCUCUUACAAUCCAAUCUUCUCUGCCAAAUAUUAGCCUGGGAGAGAGCACUUCCACCGCCUCCAUUUCCCCCGUGUUAUCCUCCCCGCCCCUGUCUCCAAUCCUGCUUCCCAACAUCCUGCCCGCCACCCUGAGGACUGCCGGAAUCAAACCGGGGGACAUCGCCGUGAGUACGAACUGCGUCACGUCCUCCACCGGCGGCACCAACCACCUGUACAGCGGCCUUCUGAAGACGGUGGGGCUCUCCGGGGUGAAGCAGGAGCCCGGCUCGGGACCCCUGCCGCCCUUCACCGUGGUGUCGGGCCUCGUGAAGCGGGAGUUCGGCGCCACCCUCGCCUCCAACCUCAUCGGUGCUAGCGGUGCCCAGAUCCCCGUCGUCACCAUCAAGCAGGAGCCCGGGGUCACCCGAGCCCAAGCCAGUGCCUCGGAAUUCGGCCCUUCCAUCGUGUUGAGCGCCGGGACGGCCCUCCCCGGCAUCGCCUCCAUACGCCUCCCGAAUGCCGCCGCCGUGCAGCUGCCGGUGGUGGUCGCCACCACCGCCGCCCCGGAGCUGGCGAGUAAUCCAGCAGUGCCUUCACAAGCCUCCACCAUCGCCUUCGCGGUGUCCACCUCCUCCGUCGCCGACCACUCGGCACGGGAAGCGGAGGACUCCGACAAGGCGGACGAUUGCCCGAUGUGCAAGAACGGCAGCCCUUGCGGUCUCCAUCCGACGACGCAACCCCGGGUCGCCAGGGCGGCGACGGCACCGGCGCCGCCCCCGCCCCAGCCGGUCCUCUCGGGAGACCCGGCGAAGCCCUUCCGGUGCACCCUGUGCGGCAAGCACCUGGCUUCCAAGAACGUGUACCAGCUGCACUUGCGUAGCCACUCGGGGGAGAAGCCGUUCACGUGCAACCUGUGCGGCCACCACUUCUCGCAAAAGACCUCCCUGACUCGCCACAUGCGGUCCCACACGGGGGAGCGCCCCUUCCCGUGCGACGUGUGCGGCAAGCGCUUCGCCGACAAGGAGCGGAUCAAAAUCCACAUGCGGACGCACACUGGCGAGAAGCCCUUCGCCUGCGAGGUGUGUGGCAAGCGCUUCUCCCAGAAAUCCACCGUCAAGCGGCACAUGAGUGUCCACACGGGCGAGAAGCCUUUCAAGUGCGAGUCCUGCGGGAAAGGCUUCGCCAACAGGGGCAACCUGAAUGCACACAGCAAGACGCACGCCAACACCUAGCGUGUGGCGGUGCAGUGUACAGUUUUAACGACAUUUUUAGUCAGUAACCUUAAUUAGCCCUGUGAGCGACAAAAGAUUCUGCCACCGACGCCGGUUAGCGAGCCGGAUUGACGU
Uloborus diversus is the source of this 3885-nucleotide messenger RNA. RefSeq lists its product as uncharacterized. Gene Ontology annotation, molecular function: DNA-binding transcription factor activity, RNA polymerase II-specific; RNA polymerase II cis-regulatory region sequence-specific DNA binding. The transcript has a single exon. The record is from RefSeq and is a predicted model, not a curated record. NCBI's taxonomy places the organism in Eukaryota, Metazoa, Arthropoda, Arachnida, Araneae, Uloboridae. Gene Ontology annotation, biological process: regulation of transcription by RNA polymerase II. Bases 1 to 3771 code for a protein of 1256 amino acids. Gene Ontology annotation, cellular component: nucleus.